AUGUGCACCAGCCGAGUUCCGACAGCGCAGGUCAUUGGAGUGGAGAAGAAGUACAAAGACCUGGCCCAGAAGCGAACCCUGGCAGAUGCCUUCGACCUCUUCCUCUGCGACAAGCGUGUCGUCGAGAUGAUGCCCCAGAUCUUGGGAAAUGUCUUCUACAAGCAGAAGCUGAAGGCCCCGGUGCCCAUCCAGCUGAAGGAGAACGGAGAGGACCCGGCCCAGGAGGUCCGCAAGGCCAUGACCGGAACCAAGUUCCGUGUCGUCCAGGGCCGCUGUGUGGGCAUCCGCUUCGGGCGCUGCUCGAUGACAGAGGAGCAACUCUUUGCCAAUGCCUCGGCCGUGAUUGCCGGGCGCUGA
Molecule: messenger RNA, 357 nt
Organism: Symbiodinium natans
Lineage: Eukaryota; Dinophyceae; Suessiales; Symbiodiniaceae
Source: the annotation of a GenBank genome assembly